GGGAUCUCGAUACUGGGGUCUAGGAUCUCGAUAUUGGGAUCUAGGAUCUGGGCUCCAGGAUCUGGGCUCUAGGAUCUGAGUUCUGAAUGGAUGUUAGGUUACAGGCUCUAGGCGAUAGGUCCCCGUGGUGUGGCCGACGUAUCUCGCAUCUCGCAUCUCGUAUCUCGCAUCCCGCAGUCGUCCCGGUGCGGCUGGAUAUGUCGCUUCGCCUUGCAGCAGUGCUUCACACAGAAGCCCGUCUCUCUCUCCACGGCUGUCUCGCUGUCCACGGCUGUCUCGCUGUCCACGGCUGUCUCGCUGUCGUUGGUCUUGUCGCUGUCGCUGUCGCUGCCGUUGGUCUUGUCGCUGUCUAUCUGCGAACGCUGUACACAAGCGCGCAUACUCACACCAAGCACUGGGGCGCGCGCUGCGUGACUCUCCUCCUCUGCGUGCCCCUCCAUCGGCAUCGCCGUCACCGCCAGAAGCCGCUCGCCCAUCGGCCGCUCCGGAACGCAGGUACCUCACAACAUGUAGUCUGCGGAUUCGACCGCGUCGCGCCGCGCCGCGCCGCAACGUGCCGAGCGGCGAGCUCGGAGACUUGGCUGCGCGACGUCACGCCGGCGUGGCUCAUCCACGAGUCUCGCUGUGGCUCAGAACCUCACUUGCUGUGCUGUAUCCACAUAUGUAUCUCGCUGCGGCCCAUCCCCACGACUCACCAUGCCUCAACCCCUCGCUCGCCGUGCCUCAACCCCUCAAGCCGUCUAACUGACCUACUGUACAUCCAAAAUAAGGUUCAGACACACCUACACCGACCGGGGUCUGGAUACAAUAACCGACGCCGGCUCGCGCGGGUGUGCGCGGGAAACCUUGUUGGAAAGCUUGGCGGUAACGUCGUGGGUGCGUUUCUGAAUGCAUGUAGGUGUGUAGAUAUCGGGGUUGUAUGGGCGGGGUCGGGGGUGGAGUUGAGGGUGGUUGUGGUUGUGUGGUGGUAAUGAGGCGCGGUGGGCGGAGUAUGAUGGUAGGGUGGGUGCUGAGUGAUGGUUGAAUAUCCUGGGAGGCUCUGGGCGCGAAAUGGCGGUCGGAGAUGCGUAUGUACAUACGAAGACGGACGGGGUAGUGUUGAGGUCGUGGGCACGUGACUGGUGUGGAGGUGUAGUGGCGUGGUGAGGAGUCUGGGCUUUCUGUCAGGCACUGCUGGCUAGUAGUGUAUCCUAGAUUGUUAGUGGAUCUGGUUUCUGCGUACUGGACUUGUCAGAGCAAGUCUCGUUGGGCGCUGAUUCAUUUCCACUUACCAUGAUAUGCCAGGGGCCUCAA
Boeremia exigua is the source of this 1293-nucleotide messenger RNA. RefSeq lists its product as uncharacterized. The record is from RefSeq and is a predicted model, not a curated record. NCBI's taxonomy places the organism in Eukaryota, Fungi, Ascomycota, Dothideomycetes, Pleosporales, Didymellaceae. The transcript has a single exon. Bases 87 to 971 code for a protein of 294 amino acids.